Messenger RNA from Owenia fusiformis, 766 nucleotides. Lineage: Eukaryota; Metazoa; Annelida; Polychaeta; Sabellida; Oweniidae. The record is from the annotation of a GenBank genome assembly.
UAAACCUACGCGGUCAUCCGGUACCCAAACAAUAAGGCUUAUAGAAAUACACGCAACCUCCUUUGUGAUUGGUCUUCGAAGCGGGCCACAAAUUCAUGAAAUUAUAAAAGCCAUACUUGUAUUUCUAAUUUUAAUACACAUGCUACCCAACCUAGUAAGCACUGGAGCAAUUCGUAUUUACACUGGGAAUUUAAUGCAGUAGGGGCUUAGCGCAGUCUUGCAUUUUCAACGAUAGCGUACACAGCCUGCUGAAUACAUUCCGCAUAUAAGAUAUUGGAGUGGGCGAUACAGGUUGGACAUUCAAUCGAUUGGAUAUAGUUUCAGGAUCAGGGUUCUGACUGUAGUGACAUAUUGAUUUCUUACAUUUUCGACAUAUUUCACACGACGAUGGCUGCUUUUCAAAAUGGUUUGCUCGGUUGUUUCGGCGACUUCAAGCUUUGCCUCUUGACCUUUUGCUGCCCCGCUUAUACCGUUGGCAAAAAUGCAGAGUAUCUCGGAGAAAGCUGCCUCAUCAUGGGAGCCCUAUUUUGUGUUGGAUUCACCGCGAUUGCCCCCAUUAACCGAUGGAGACUACGAGAACGACUAGGCAUCGAGGGGAGUUUGCUCGAAGAUGUCAUAUUCUCCACCGUAUUACCCUGUUGUUCCAUCAUUCAAGAAGCGAGAGAGAUAGAGGCGAAGGGAGGCGCUAACGUUGUUGGAUCCAUGAAAAAAGAUCUCCAAAUAAAAGAAGGAACCGAACAGGCCCAGGAAAUGACGAGAACAUAGG